Molecule: messenger RNA, 4626 nt
Organism: Monomorium pharaonis (pharaoh ant)
Lineage: Eukaryota; Metazoa; Arthropoda; Insecta; Hymenoptera; Formicidae
Product: tetra-peptide repeat homeobox protein 1
Exons: 2
Coding region: 765-1898 (377 amino acids)
Source: RefSeq, a predicted model, not a curated record
AACAAUCCUAACCAUUUGCAUUAAUUUUCCUUCUUUACUAAAAUUGUACUGAAUAGUAGCCGCAGAUAAGAUUGUAUAAUCUGGGGCAUAAGUAAAGCAUAUCUACGUUCCACAUAUAUAUAUAUGUAUGGACUGUUACAUGUCGGAUGUUGAAAACAAUCGUGUGACGUGGAAAUGACAUUUCCAGAUACUAGAAAAAAUAUCGUUGGUGAUAGCGACUCUACAAGUGCAGUUCAAUUAAAAAAAAACUUUGACAGCCUACAAUGGAAACAAUAAAUCUUUUCACUUGCAUCAUGUUAACAAACAAACAAGAGCAUUAUUUUAACUUUAGUUUGCACAGAAUUUUGAUUUCAUUUUUAUAUAGAUUCGUUUUUUACUUCUAUACAUCUACUAUCAUAGAAAUGUAUAUACAACAUUUUACAUAACAGCUAUUUUCACACAUCACUGAAAAAAUCUUUAAAAAAUUCUAUUUAUUAAAUAAAUAUUGUAUGAGCUACGAGAAAAGAACAUAUAUUGUCAGAGAUUAAUUUAUGAAUAUUCUUCUCGCUGAUCUACUUAGAGGCGAAUCGCCUCUCGAACAUCUUCCCUGAAUGAUUAGUUACAUCAUUGAGGAAGUUUGGGAGUUUUAGAACGUGAUGGGACCAAAUCAGAGGGCGUGUUGCAGUGGAUAUUUAGUGAAAGUAGGUGUGUCGUCUGGUGUAUAAAAACCAACGAAUCGAUGAUAUGAAGCACAUUCAGACUCAUCUCCUCUAAGCACGUUCAUCAUGAAGGCUUUCUUAAUUUCAUUGCUAUUCGUCUCCGCCAUCGCCGGUGAUGCGUCGGAGAAGAAACACGACAAACGUGCCUAUCUACACGGAGGACCCCCGAUACAUGGACAUGGCGGUUACAGCCACCACGGAGGUGUUGUAUUACAUGGGAAUGGAUAUGACCAUGGAUAUGGGCAUGGAUAUGAACACGGAUAUGGACAUGGUUAUAAACAUGGAUAUGGAAACGGAUAUGGGUAUGGAUACGGAUACGCACCUGGAUACGGACCAGGAUACGGACCAGGAUACGGACCUGGAUACGGACCUGGAUACGGACCAGGGUACGGAUCAGGACACGGAUAUGGAAACGGAGGACUUAGCGGAAGAAUCGAAAUUAUAGGGGGAGUGCCACACGGUCACGGUAUAUACGCACCAAGUUAUGGGGGUCUAGGACCAAUACAUCACAUUCACAAAACUGUUGUAAAUCGUGUGGUUCCAGUUCCAGUUCCCGUACCUCAACCUGUUCCUGUCACUCGUAAAGUUCCCGUACCGGUACCGCAUCCCGUACCUGUAGAAGUAAAGCGUCCCGUUCCUGUCCCGGUGCCUCAACCAGUUCCAUUCAUCGUCUCCAAGCCUUACCCCGUUAACGUACCUCGCCCAGUUCCAGUGCCGGUACCUCAACCAGUGCACGUAUCGCAUCCAGUGCCGCAUCCGGUCCCAGUUCCACAUCCAGUUCCUGUACAAAUUGAAACAGCAGUUCCAGUUCCAUUCCCGCAACCCUUACCUGCUCCAUAUCCGUUGCCCAGUCAGCCAUUCGCCCCCAUCGGUCCUCAACCAAUCUCUCCUAUUGGAAUUGGAGCGGCCGGCGCAGGAUUUGGCGCAGGAGCUGGUGCAGUAUUUGGCACAGGAGCUGGCGCAGGAGCUGGUGCAGUAUUUGGCGCAGGAGCUGGCGCAGGAACUGGUGCAGUAUUUGGCGCAGGAGCUGGCGCAGGAACUGGCGCAAUAUUUGAAGGUGGAAGUUCUGGACUUACAAUUACUAGUAGCAUCGUAAACGGUGGUGGUGAAUUUGGCUCCACGGGCUCGGGACUCCAAGUGAACGUGGAUCCCGACAGCGAGGGAUACUCUUAUCCGAUACCGAACAAGAAAUUCUUUUAAGCAAAGUAUUCGAAGAAAUCUGUUGCGGACAUCUCCGAUUUGCACGCCGACACGAUACAUCUGCCGUUUUCAAGAAGUCGGAUAUACGACACGCGGCUGGUUCGAGUCACGCCACACCCAUUUAUCCCGCGUUUCACUUGAUAUUUAUGGAUUCGCACACUGCGGAAGGUCUGCGUGCGAGGUCGUGACCUCGAUUAAAAUUCCGCCUAAAACCGCAAAACGAAAGGGAUCGAGAUACAUAAAUAUAUUGGCAUUUACUUUCGUGUUUUCAACGGUGACAAGAGAAAGAGAAAGUAUUGCAUUUUGAAGACGUGAAAGUAACAUGAUGCGAAAUCCAAAAAGAUGAAUAAUCAUGCGAUCGCACGAUGGAAAUAAGAAAUAUGACGAUCUUUCUAUUCGAUACUUUUUGCGUUACGGUUAUCCUACGUAGGCAAGAAAAGAUUGCUAACAAUUCUUUCAAGAUGUAUCGUUCGCACGUUUACGGGUGGAUCGUAUUCUAAGCAUGAUACAAUCAUUUAUUACUAUUUAUUUUUCUCUUAUAUCUAUGAGGAUACACAAAAUGUAUAUUUCCACUACAUAUCAUAGAUUAAAUUCAAACAUUAUAAAUUCAAAUAGUUAUAGGUACAAACUGUUUUAUACGUUCGUACAAGAAUAAAUCUUGAAUUACUUGACUUGUUAAUUUAACCAGCUUUGAUUGUUUCCUCUAUUCAUCCUUCAUACGGUGCCCUUAUACUGGAAUCCUCUCGUAAAGCAGUAACUACACGCGAUAUGAUCCUGCGGGUUCGAGAUACGCGAGUAGAUUUACCCCAAUUCGAAAGUGAUUAAAGUUGCUACCUCCUUACCCGCAUCGCAUCCAAAAUUGCCGAAACUUUGACCUUGUGCUUUAGCAGACUCGACAACCACAUAACCGUUUCGUACAGAGCCUCCGGCUGUGACCUCGGCUCUGUAGAUACUCGAGCACCCUAUUCGCCAUUUCUAACUUACAUUACGCGUGUGUAAGUAUUAAACACAAAGAGUUAGUAUCAAGCAGGAAUAAUAAUUAAAUGAUGUUAAUAAGUUAGAAAGAAUUUGCCCUUGCUCUUGCAUCUUACUCUUUCUUUUUAUCAACAUCAAGUAAUAAAUAAAUACAUUAAAAUUUAGAUAACUGUAAAUUCUCACUUGCAUAUAUGUAUAUGUAUAAGAGAUUAAUAUCCUAUCGAUAAGAUCUUUGUAUUUAGCAAAUCUCUUGCAUUAAAAAACUUAUGUGUUGUACGCGUUUCAGUUACCGUCAUUUUCGUAAUAGUAUCUGUAGUCGUAGAAGACGUACGUGCCUCGCUCACAGUAUACUCCUACCCUCCAAAUUUAAGGUAAGCUACUAGUCUUUAUGUAUAUAGGGCGUCUCAAAAUCAGCAUAUUUUAAUAGAGCUUUAAAAAAGAAUAUAUGUAUAUGUAACAGUAAUUUCAAUAUAGAAAUACAAAUAAACUUCAAAUUUACUAAUAGUUAAAAAUUUUUUAAUUAAUAUUUUAAAGUAUAAAAAAUAACAAUCUACUCUUUUAAUAGAAUGUACUUCAAUAAAGUAUUAAUAUAAAAUAUAAUUCAUUAUAUAUGCAAAGUAUUUAAUAAUACAAAAUUAGAUAUUCAGGAGAAAUUCACACAUAAUUUUAUUUAAAGUUUUCGAGUAAAUCAAAGAAAGAUAUGAUAAAGUGAUGAAUUUUUCUUUGAGGUAUCCUGUACUGAAGAAUACAGAUGCCGUUCCUUUAGAAUGCUCCAUCUAUUCCGCAAACAUCCACAUCUACUUACAAUUACAUAUACGUAUAUACUUUCUCCCCUAGAAAACCGGCAGUCACGCAUUAUUUUACGACUUCUGCCAGGCCUCUCAAUUAACCCGAGCUUUUCCGAGUACAAGAUAGUCCUUUAUGCAUAGUUGCCAUAUCAAAGUUUUUUAAACUAGAACUUACAAGCCUAAAACUCAGAUAUUUCUGUUGCAAUACCAGACAUAUACGAGAAUACGUUAAUUACACAUAAUAAAUAUUAUAAAAUCAUACAAGUCUGUAUCCAACUGUAAUUUGCCGUACCGAUGCGUUAACUGUGAUACUAAACACAAACCAGGUAAAUGUAGAUAUCCGUCGCAUACACAAUUAGAGAAGUCAAAAUUAUUUUGCAUCAAUUGCAAUAGCUACGGCCACCCUGUCUCGUAUAGAGGCAGCCCCAAAAUAAUUAAGAAUAAAAACAGAAUUAAGAACAUAAACACUAAUGCCAAUGACACAACAAAUCAAGACAGAAAAGAAAAUGUAUUCACAAAUAAAUCAUUAACAAACCCUUCAGCUACGCGAAUAUCACCAGAAAUGAAAACGCCCAAGUAAGCAAAGUGACAGAUAAUACAUACACCAAUAACGCAUACAUCAAUAAGCAAUGUAAUACCUGAAAUUAAAAAUAACAUAAUAAAAUUAAAAGAAAUAGUUAAAAAUAAUGCAACAAAAAUAAACGUAAUAGCUUCCUUAUUGGAAAAACUUAUUGGUAGUCACUUUCAAUUUGAAUAAAUCACUGACAAUGAGUAAAAUAAAAAUUUUAAAAAAAUAUAAAAAAAUGAUAUUAAUCAACAUAAACUCGAUAAUAAAUAUAAUUCAAGACAUAAUUCUUCUAAAUAAAACAAAACUUAAUAAUAAACACGUAAUAACUUUCAAAAAUUAUAAUAGCAGUGGACUACGCUAAAUGCAGAAACCAAAUAAAAUUCAUUCAUUCCAAAAA